AUGUACCGAACCGUAAAGCGCAUGCUGCUAGUUGCCACCGUACUCGGUGUCGCGCUGGGCUCACUUAACGAUGACUACGACAGUGACAAACGGCUCCAUCCGAGGCUACCCGAUGAAAACGUAAAGAAGCUGCCGAAUAGCAAAAAUGCCGAACAGGAGCAAACGAUCGAGUACUGGAGAAAUCAGGCCAAAGCAACCGUUGAGAAGUUGUUGGCGAAGAAGGAAAACAAAAACAUUGCCAAGAAUGUCAUCAUGUUCCUGGGCGAUGGAAUGUCCAUCUCCACCGUUGGUAUGGCGCGAGUUUAUGCGGGCGGUGAGGAGAUUCCACUAUCCUUCGAAAAGUUUCCGUACGUGGGCAUGUCGAAGACGUACUGCGUCAAUUACCAGGUGGCUGAUUCGGCUUGUACGGCCACUGCCUAUCUGACAGGUGUGAAGGGCAAUUAUGAAACGAUUGGCGUCAAUGCGCACGUCUCGGUGCGUGACUGUGAGGCGGCACGGAACCGUAGCACGCACACGUCCUCCAUCGGACAGUGGGCAAUGGAUGCAGGGAAGGAUGCGGGAAUAGUCACCACGACACGCGUCACACACGCUUCCCCAUCGGGGAUGUAUGCCCAUAUCGCGUUCCGGGACUGGGAAGACGAUUAUUGGGUGAAGCAGGAUGGUUGCGAUGCGGAUCGGGUGGAUGAUAUUGCGGAACAGUUGGUGUACGGUGAGACGGCUCCACGGUUGAAGGUAAUUCUGGGCGGAGGACGACGAGAGUUUAUGGAUCGUGACAUCCAUGAGGACUACGAGACGGGCAAGGGAGGAUACCGAUCCGAUGGAAGACAUCUGAUCAAUGAGUGGAUUCGGAACGGUCCCGUGGGAGAGAACCGAACGUUUGUGUGGAAACGAUCGGAUCUGUUGGCAGUGGAUCCUCACCGAACGGACCGUUUGCUGGGAAUGUUUGAACCAAGCCACUGUGUGUACAACUUAGACAGGGUACACAAAAACCUUGACGAAGAACCGACGCUCGCCGAGAUGGUAGACAAAGCGACAGAUAUCCUCAGCACAAACCCGGAAGGUUUCUUCCUGUUCGUGGAGGGAGGUCGUAUCGAUCAUGGACAUCAUGACAAUCAGGCGAGAUAUGCCGUGGAUGAAACGGUGGAGUUCGCGAAAGCGAUCGAGAUGGCCCGCAACAAGUUCAGCGAGGAAGACACUUUGAUUGUGGUGACGUCAGAUCAUUCGCACAGUGUCAGCUUUGCUGGGUAUCCGAAUCGUGGAAAUGACAUCUUCGGUACAGCAGGUACCGGAAAGGAUGGUAUUCCGUACAUGACCAUCAGUUACGCCAAUGGACUCGGGUUCUACAAGCAUGUAGAUCCAGCGAAGGGAUCUCGUGCCAAUGUGCGCGAAAUGCCAGAAGCCACCGAAGAUAACUUUGAAUUUCCGGCGACGCUACCCGUCGAGCUGGAAACGCACGGUGGUGAAGAUGUGGCCGUAUAUGCGUCCGGACCGUGGUCACAUCUGUUUACCGGUUCGUACGAGCAGAACGUUAUACCGCACAUGAUGGCGUACGCUUCGUGCAUUGGUCAUGGUUUGAAGGCUUGUAACAAUUGA
Anopheles marshallii is the source of this 1593-nucleotide messenger RNA. Its product is annotated as alkaline phosphatase-like. Bases 1 to 1593 code for a protein of 530 amino acids. The record is from RefSeq and is a predicted model, not a curated record. Gene Ontology annotation, molecular function: alkaline phosphatase activity. Lineage: Eukaryota; Metazoa; Arthropoda; Insecta; Diptera; Culicidae. The transcript has 3 exons. Gene Ontology annotation, biological process: dephosphorylation.